This is a messenger RNA of Eutrema salsugineum, 744 nucleotides long. Its product is annotated as heavy metal-associated isoprenylated plant protein 21. Lineage: Eukaryota; Viridiplantae; Streptophyta; Magnoliopsida; Brassicales; Brassicaceae. The coding region runs from base 115 to 564 and encodes 149 amino acids. The record is from RefSeq and is a predicted model, not a curated record. Gene Ontology annotation, molecular function: metal ion binding. The transcript has 3 exons.
AUAUAUAUACACAUCAUACACACAUAUAUAUAUACAUGCAUGUAAAAUAUAUAUAUAUUAUACACAUUUGAUCAUAUAUUAAUACACAGUUUGUUUUCUGGGAAAGAGAGGAGAAUGGGUGCAUUUGAUUAUAUCUCUAGCUUUUGUUCAUAUACAUAUUCUAAUGCCAAAACCAAGCGUAAACCAUUGCAGACAGUGGACAUCAAGGUAAAAAUGGACUGUGAUGGUUGUGAAAGAAGAGUUAGAAACGUGGUUCGUCGCAUGAAAGGAGUAAAAUCGGUAGAAGUGAACCGAAAACAGAGCCGGAUAACGGUGAACGGACACGUGGACCCAAACAAGGUGUUGAAGAGAGUGAAGAGCACAGGGAAAAAGGCAGAGUUCUGGCCUUACAUACCUCAGCAUAUGGUCUAUUACCCUUUUGCCCCUGGAAUGUACGACAAACGCGCCCCCGCAGGCCACAUCCGCAAUCCCACACAAGCGUUUCCAGCCGCAAACGCACCUGGCGAAAACUACGUUUCCCUCUUCAGCGACGACAACGUCCACGCCGCUUGUUCCAUCAUGUGAAUUCUGAGAAGAAGACUGAUUAUAAUGUCUAUUUUUCCUCUUUCUGUUUUGUAUACAUAUCUAUUUUGGCUACUUACUAUUCUCAUAAUACAAAAACAGUGAUGUAGAAACUAUGUAAUAACUUAUAGAGACAAUUUUCCAACAGAAUCAAACUAAGACGAUACAAAAAUAAAUUCUGGC